AUGGCGCUAUCCAACAACCUAACCGCAGUCCUGAACUUCAUCGCCUUCCUCUGCUCCGUCCCAAUCGUCGCAUCGGAGAUCUGGCUCGCCUCCCAGCCGGACAACGAGUGCAUCAACUUCGUCCGGUGGCCGGUCGUCCUCCUCGUCCUCGUCGUCUCUCUGACCGGCUUCGUCGGCGCCUACUGGUACAAGGAGACACUCCUCGCCUUCUACCUCUGCUGUAUGGCCAUCCUCAUCGCCCUCCUCCUCACCCUCCUCGUCUUCGCCUUUGUCGACACCCGGCCCGACGGCGGCUACGCCAUCCCCGGCCGCGGAUACAGGGAGUACCGAAUCGAAGGAUUCUCGUCCUGGCUGCAAGGUCACAUCAUCGAUUCGAAGAAUUGGGGCGCGAUUCGCGCUUGCCUCGCCGAGAGCGACGUCUGCUCCAGGUUGACACGGAUGGCGCGGGGCCCAGGCGACUUCGCAUGGCCGACAGUGGCGAGGACGACGGCGAGGGUUGGUUUCUCUGCCUGCGGCGCUGCGCGAGAAGGUGGAAGGGGUGGAUGGAGCUGGAGAAGCCGAGAAGGGGAUUUCUGUUAG
This is a messenger RNA of Linum tenue, 579 nucleotides long. NCBI's taxonomy places the organism in Eukaryota, Viridiplantae, Streptophyta, Magnoliopsida, Malpighiales, Linaceae. The record is from the annotation of a GenBank genome assembly.